Molecule: messenger RNA, 797 nt
Organism: Schizophyllum commune H4-8
Lineage: Eukaryota; Fungi; Basidiomycota; Agaricomycetes; Agaricales; Schizophyllaceae
Product: EF-hand
Exons: 3
Coding region: 58-654 (198 amino acids)
Biological process (GO): actomyosin structure organization; mitotic cytokinesis
Cellular component (GO): cytoplasm; myosin II complex
Molecular function (GO): cytoskeletal motor regulator activity; calcium ion binding; myosin heavy chain binding
Source: RefSeq, a predicted model, not a curated record
GGUUGCUCUAUUCCUCCAUCACAUACGCAAUCCGUCACCCAUACGGACUCACACACGAUGCCUCCUCGAUACCCCGACAGUCUCUCCCCCAACAUCACGCCCACCAAGCUCUCCAAGGUCCAAAAAUCGCGCGCACGGCGCGAGCCCUCGGGCGUGUUCUCGCUGUUCCAGGCCCCGCAGAUCCAGCAGUUCAAGGAGGCGUUUCAGCUCAUUGACCAUGAUAAGGAUGGGUGGGUGAGCGAGUCGGACUUGAAGGAGAUCUUCAGUAGUUUGGGCAUCCAACCCUCCCGCGUCAUGAUGGAAGAGCUCCUCUCCUCCCGCCCCGGCUCCCAAGGCCACUCCCCCAACCCCUCCGAGGACAAGCCGGGCAUCAACUUCACCAUGUUCCUCACCAUGAUGUCCGAGCGCCUCGUCGAGUUCGACACCGAGCCCGAGCUCAUCGAGGCCUUCGAGAGCUUCGACGAGAACGACACGGGGCUCAUCAAGGUCGAGGAGAUGCGCAAGUGGCUCAGCGAGGUCGGCGAGCGGAUGGAUCAGAGGGAGAUCGACCGCUUCCUCAAGGGCCCCUUCACGGAUCGACAGGGCAACUUCAACUAUCGCGAAUGGGUCAAGGUCCUUCGAGUCAACGAGGAUCCCGAGGAAACCCCUUCAUGAUACUCUGCCUUACCGCUCUGCGAGCACCCUCACGACGUUGUACGACAUAUCACGCUCUCAUCAUGGACGUUUACCAGUGAACACACGCUGUACAAGUUAAUGUAUACUGCAUUCAGGCUCUUGCAGCCUGCCGAACGCUGCCA